AUGAUCCUAAAGAAUUUUAUCACAAUCAUCGAAACUGAAUUCUUUCCCGUUUUCAGCAGACUGUCAUUACGCACCAGAGCGGCUGCUCGUGGAUUCUUGAAGAGUGGAGUUGAUGCUGAAGUCAAGAAAAUCAUCAGCCUCUUCAGGACUCUGACAGGUUUCCAAAGUCUCAACGUCAUCUUCGCUAUCGUUGGCCUUAUCUUCGGCAUCCGUGCCAACGAGCUCUGCACCAGGGGAUAUCAACCGACAGAGGAGGAGAUCGCGGACGGCUACCCUGAUCCGUUCAGCAAGGAUCCUUUAGGUUCUGAGUGCCAAGAUGUGUAUCUCGUCAAGACUGGUUGUACGAUUUUCACAGUUUUUCUUCUCAUAUGCAUGGUUUGGCAAUUCCGAUAUCGGCUGGUCAUCUCGAAGUUGAAACAUAGCGCCCAGUCAAUGCACGCUCAAGGGGAGUCGAUUCGCUUCAACCGCGAGACAAGUGAUAGGGAAGAAAGAGUGACGACGAUGAACAGGCUUUUGAACUUCUGCGGUCUACAUUGGAGGCUCCUCAUAUCUUUCGUUUUUGAGUUUGUGGCAUGCAUGAUUCAUCCCAUUUCCGGGAUAUCAAGAGAUUACAGGAAUGAAAUGAUGGGGAGAGUGGUAUACUACAGGUUCGAAGCUGUUUGCGUCUCGGUUAUGUUCAUCCGGCUUUUUCAUUUCCUGCGUCUCCUCUCAUAUUGGCUACAGUAUUCGACGUACAAGAGGUACCUUACAGAAACGUGUGAGAACAAGGGGAUGGUUUUCCUCCUCUUGCACGAUCCCUCCAUCCACCCCGGCUUGUUCAUGUUCAAGGAGAACGCGGCGCAGAACCCUGAGCUAUACCUUACUUCGUUCCUUUUCGUUGCAAUCUUCUGUGGAGGCUACCUCAUUCGCAUUGCCGAGGUUGCUGCCAGCCUGGCUCAUGCAGCGUACGCAUGGAACAAUUUCUGGCUCGCCCUUCUUGCAAUGACUACCUCAUACUACGGCGACCUUGCUCCCAUCACGCAUUAUGGAAGGUUGAUUUGUGCCAUUCUGAUGAUGAUCGGGCCGCUUCUUCUUCUUUAUUGCAUUCAAUUCCCCUUGGGGUUCUUGGGGAAGACCGAGCAAGAGCAGCGGGUGAAGAAGAGAAUCGAUGCGGAGAUGAUGAAGACGGCUCUGAGGACAGCUGCGGCUCGAGUGCUUCAGUUUCGAUACAGGCAAGUGCACCUUCCAAUGUUUGCUGGGGGGAGGCGAAUUCUAACCCAAAAGCAGCUCAAUGAGCACCAGUCAGCACUGCUUUUGGACCUAAAGAAAGCAUCUAAUCUCAUGAUCGACCACCAGUGGAUAUUCCCUCACUCAGACACGAGGCACAAAAUGAAAGAGAAGGAACGAGAGAAGCAGGUCCAAACUAAGAAAUCAAGGGAGGAGAUGAGCUCUGUCGAGCAUCAAAGUCCCUUGUCAAGGUGCACGACGUGCAAGGACUGUCUGUCGAUCUUCCACGAGAUGAAAUUUCUAUUCCAAGACAUCAAAGAGGAAAACCGCGAGUCAGUCUCAGAGAUCAGGGCACAGAUGACGGAGUUGAGGAAUAUGAUGAUGGAAACGAGGGACAAGGAGACUGAUCUCCAUCCAAAGGUAUCGGAGGUUCAUGUGCAGGACAACACACAGUGGUUGGAGCGAAAAGCUUCUUCCUCUUCGUACAAGAGCACCCUUGAGAAGUUCGAGGCUCUUGUUCCUUCCUUCGAUAGCCUUGAAAAGCCAUCUCGCAAGAACGACAAGGAGCCAGUGACGAUAAGGAGGGAGGGAGUUGGGAUCACGCUGACUGGGUAUGAGAUCUCCGAAGAAGAAUGUGUCGCGAUUUUCAACCAGCUGGAUGCGUACAAGCAUGGACGCUUGACCAAGGAUCAGGUGGAGCAAGGAUUAAUUGCGAUCCCCGAACUGAAGAAGAGGCUUGGAGACAUCACAUGCAUGUUCACUGAUAAGAAUGGGGAUGGGAUCUCUGUCAAUGACUUCAUGGCCUUCUGUGGGCUUGCCAAGUUGUCGGACAAAAAGAAGGAGAAACGAACGUCCUCGGGUACUUCAGACUCGUCCUCCUCUGCUUUCCGCCUUCCCCAGCGACGCUCAGACGACGAGCGGAAGAGAGGGCAGCUAACGGAGAGGAGUCGAUCAAUGUCACAUGCCUUCUCCUCCAAGAACGACUCUCCCACCCUUACAGGCAGCAACUUGUUCCCGAGGCUGGACCUUCAGAGGGUCCGAUCCUCCGACCCGGCACAGGCCACUCCGCGCUCUCGUCCUGGAUCUCGACCCAUCGAGCCGACGCCGAGGUACUCCGACGGGACGAGAAGCAUUGCUGGGUUGCAGGAAAUCAACUACUCGGGGAAGAGACGAUCGGCGGAGGAUCGGACGUCUCCUACUUCCCCUAGGGGCAGAAGCGAUCCUCCGCUAAACUAUCGGCCGCUGCACACGUGGGAUGCCAAGGCAGCGUCGAUGGCUGAGAAAGACAAGACCUCCCAGAUCACUGGGAACUUGACGUACGUGGGGGAUGAGGUUGAGCAGAACGCGAUUCCUCCAAAGUUCAGCCUCCGAGAGGUCACGCCUGAGAUCAUCCAUAUGAGGAGGGACAAUUUCCACACCGGGCACGGCGGUAAAUUGACGCCGCGCACUCCAAGGAUGAGAGACGUGGAUGAGAAGCUGCUUCUGGACAGCGACUGA
Molecule: messenger RNA, 2703 nt
Organism: Guillardia theta CCMP2712
Lineage: Eukaryota; Cryptophyceae; Pyrenomonadales; Geminigeraceae
Exons: 14
Coding region: 1-2703 (900 amino acids)
Biological process (GO): potassium ion transport
Cellular component (GO): plasma membrane
Molecular function (GO): calmodulin binding; small conductance calcium-activated potassium channel activity
Source: RefSeq, a predicted model, not a curated record